AGUCUCAUUUCCCUCAUCCAUCUGAUUCCUUUAGGCAUUCUGAUAACAACCAUUGCCUCAAAAGGAGAAUUACAGAAUUGGCCUGAACUCUUACCAAAGCUUUGCGGUCUUUUGGAUUCUGAAGAUUACAAUACCUGUGAGGGUGCUUUUGGCGCUCUUCAGAAGAUAUGUGAAGAUUCUGCUGAAAUCUUAGAUAGUGAUGUAUUGGACCGACCACUCAAUAUCAUGAUACCUAAGUUCUUGCAGUUCUUCAAGCACAGCAGUCCAAAAAUAAGAUCUCAUGCUGUUGCAUGCGUCAAUCAAUUUAUCAUCAGCAGAACUCAAGCUCUUAUGUUGCACAUAGAUUCUUUUAUUGAGAAUCUUUUUGCACUGGCUGGUGAUGAGGAGCCUGAAGUACGCAAAAAUGUUUGCCGUGCUCUGGUAAUGUUGCUGGAAGUUCGAAUGGAUCGCCUGCUUCCUCAUAUGAUUAGUAUAGUUGAGUACAUGCUUCAGAGGACCCAGGACCAAGAUGAAAAUGUGGCUUUGGAGGCUUGUGAGUUUUGGCUGACUUUGGCUGAACAGCCAAUUUGUAAAGAGGUGUUAUGUCGGCAUCUUACUAAGCUGAUACCUGUGCUGGUAAAUGGUAUGAAAUAUUCAGAGAUUGAUAUUAUUUUGUUGAAGGGGGAUGUUGAAGAAGACGAAGCUAUUCCAGAUAGUGAACAGGACAUAAGACCUCGUUUUCAUCGUUCACGGACAGUGGCUCAGCAACAUGAAGAAGAUGGUAUUGAAGAUGAUGAUGAUGAUGACGAUGAACUUGAUGAUGAUGAUACUAUUUCUGACUGGAAUUUAAGGAAGUGUUCUGCUGCUGCUUUAGAUGUCCUGGCCAAUGUAUUUCGUGAUGAACUUCUGCCACACAUUUUGCCCCUUUUGAAGGAAUUACUCUUCCAUCCUGAAUGGGUAGUUAAAGAAUCUGGUAUCCUUGUUCUUGGAGCAAUUGCUGAAGGCUGCAUGCAGGGGAUGAUUCCGUAUCUUCCAGAGCUGAUCCCUCACCUUAUUCAGUGCCUCUCCGACAAAAAGGCUCUUGUGCGCUCCAUUACAUGCUGGACUCUUAGUCGCUAUGCACACUGGGUAGUUAGUCAACCCCCGGACACAUACUUGAAGCCAUUAAUGACUGAGUUGCUAAAGCGUAUCUUGGAUAGCAACAAGAGAGUACAAGAAGCUGCCUGCAGUGCCUUUGCUACUCUAGAAGAGGAGGCUUGUACAGAGCUUGUUCCUUAUCUUGCAUAUAUACUUGACACUUUGGUCUUCGCAUUUAGUAAAUACCAGCAUAAAAACCUGCUCAUUCUUUAUGAUGCUAUAGGAACUCUAGCAGAUUCUGUAGGACAUCAUCUAAAUAAACCAGAAUAUAUUCAGAUGCUAAUGCCUCCAUUAAUCCAAAAGUGGAACAUGCUGAAGGAUGAGGAUAAAGAUCUCUUCCCUCUAUUAGAGUGCCUGUCGUCAGUUGCUACUGCCUUGCAAUCUGGCUUUCUUCCAUACUGUGAACCUGUGUACCAGCGUUGUGUAAAUCUGGUGCAGAAGACACUUGCACAAGCCAUGUUGCAUAAUGCUCAGCCAGACCAAUAUGAGGCUCCAGAUAAAGAUUUCAUGAUCGUGGCUCUUGAUUUACUCAGUGGUUUAGCUGAAGGACUUGGAGGCAACAUUGAACAGCUAGUGGCUCGUAGUAAUAUCCUGACGCUAAUGUACCAGUGCAUGCAGGAUAAAAUGCCAGAGGUACGGCAGAGUUCUUUUGCAUUGUUAGGUGAUCUGACAAAGGCGUGUUUUCAGCAUGUUAAGCCUUGCAUUGCUGAUUUCAUGCCAAUUUUGGGAACCAACCUAAACCCUGAAUUCAUUUCUGUGUGUAACAAUGCCACCUGGGCAAUUGGAGAAAUCUCCAUACAGAUGGGUAUAGAGAUGCAGCCUUAUAUUCCAAUGGUGUUGCACCAGCUUGUAGAAAUAAUUAACAGACCCAACACACCAAAGACGUUGUUAGAGAACACAGCAAUAACAAUUGGUCGUCUUGGUUACGUUUGUCCUCAAGAGGUGGCCCCCAUGCUACAGCAGUUUAUAAGACCCUGGUGCACCUCUCUGAGAAACAUAAGAGACAAUGAGGAAAAGGAUUCAGCGUUCCGUGGGAUAUGUACCAUGAUCUCGGUCAACCCCAGUGGAGUAGUCCAAGACUUUAUUUUUUUUUGUGAUGCUGUUGCAUCAUGGAUUAGCCCAAAAGAUGAUCUCCGAGACAUGUUCUGUAAGAUUCUUCAUGGAUUUAAAAAUCAAGUUGGGGAUGAGAAUUGGAGGCGUUUCUCUGACCAGUUUCCUCUUCCCUUAAAAGAGCGCCUUGCAGCUUACUAUGGAGUUUAACCUCAUGCACUGUAGCUGCAAUCCCAUAAUUAGAGGUCCUUCAGUCUGGGAGACUAUGAGGGAGCCUCUGCACCCAGGGAAAAUGUUACCCUUUACUGGGGGGAAGGGUAAACCAGUAGGGAAUACAGUACAAUCCCAACCCUACUGGGAGGGGCGGGAGGGAGGUGUUGCCGUCACUGUAUUAAGUCGAUGUUGGGAAAUGUUUUAACAUCUGGAGCCUUUGUGGGUGGAAAUCUGUCUCCUAUUACAACUCUGCACUGGAUGUGAAGAAGAAAAAAAAAAAAAAAAAAAGAAUCUAGUCACAAAACAGCACAUUUUGGAAUACUGUGGGGAAUUAUACCAAAAUAAGAACCAUAGAAUUGAACCAUAGGGAUACGUAAAGAGGAAAACUAUUUUGCGCACAAUAAAAGAAACCUAAGAAUGGGGGUCACAAACAGUAAAAGGCUUUCUUUUUUUCUUUUAUGUUUUUUAAGUAAGGGUUUUCUACAUUAUUUCAUCCUGCUUGAUGGGAUUCCUAGGUAUUUGCAUGUUGAUGAAGAACUACACAAAUGAAGUUAGUACAGUUAAAAUGCAGCUUGUGUCUGUUAGGAGCAGGCACUUGCAGUGUACACUAUAGAAACCCCAUCAUAAAGUAAUAAGGUUAAGUUGGACAAAAUGAAGCAACCUGCAAGCUGCCAAAUGAGUCACUCCUUUCAUGUUUAGGAUAAGGGGAGGGUCACUUCAAAGGAAAGGUUGACAUUUUAAUUUUUAACAUUAAAAGAAUUAAAGUAGUGGAUAUGAUUUAAUUAUUGUACUUCAUUAGAUUUCAUUUAUAGAGUAAGGCAUUAUUCUUAACGUGCAGUUUAAGGUUCAGGCAUGCAUUCUGGCUCAUAGUGAUCAGAAGUAACUUUAAUUAGUGGGGAAGUAGCAUGCUUGCAUCACAUAGAGUGAAAUUGGUAUACAUUUACCUAUGUUGCGCCAGUUUUGUGUUGCAGUUUACCAAUUCAAUAUAGCCCUGCAUUUAAAAUUCCUUUUAAGAUUCUGUGGAUUUUAUUUUUAUUAAGAAUAUAGAUAUAAAGUACUGUAGUUAACAAUUAGGCCUUGAAAUACCUUUUUAGGAUCUGUUAAGAAUAAGAUUGAUAUUGUAUUGUGUGUAACCUGCACAAUGUGGAAAGCUGAUAUAGCUGUGCAAAAUACUUGCCUCUGUGCUGUCAGUGUGAUGUGCUUUCUGCAUGGUUAUAUACUAGUGAAUUUAUCAGAAUCUCUAAAAAUGAGUUACAUGGUAAGACCCGUUAAAGGCUGCAUAAAUGUUAGUUGGCACGUAAAGACAAUUGUAGAAGUUGAUGACAUGAUUGCUCUAUUUGUGUUUAUUCCCACUCAACAUAUUCUACGCUUUCUUUUUGUUCAAAGCAUGAUCUUAAAGAGAUGUUUAAGUUGAUGGAUGUAAUGCAGGGUAUCUACACUGUAUCGGCGCAUGUUGGUGGCCCUUUGUGAUGUAGUUAAAUGCACAAGGGUGCAAGUUUAAAGCUACGGAGUGAAAGUUGGUUUGGAUCCUCUUCAUUUCAUUUGUUUAGCUUUUCUGUUGUGUUUUGUUUUUUUUUUUUCCCCUCUACUUACAUGUAUUCCUGUGAAUAAAUCCUUGUUAAGUUAACCCUUUA
This is a messenger RNA of Neopsephotus bourkii (Bourke's parrot), 4013 nucleotides long. It is a transcript of the gene TNPO1, whose product is annotated as transportin 1. Gene Ontology annotation, cellular component: nucleus; cytoplasm. The record is from RefSeq and is a predicted model, not a curated record. NCBI's taxonomy places the organism in Eukaryota, Metazoa, Chordata, Aves, Psittaciformes, Psittacidae. Gene Ontology annotation, molecular function: protein binding; nuclear import signal receptor activity. The annotation marks the transcript as partial. The transcript has 21 exons. Gene Ontology annotation, biological process: protein import into nucleus.